GAAUGGUGCUGGCGGGACGAGGACGGCACGAAGAUCAUUAUAGAAACCUUUAGGACAUUAGUGAUACAAUACGAGCACGUUACAUCUACUGGGCUUCAUAACAUCAGGGAAUAAUGGAUAAGGAAGAGACCAUUCAAUGUCAGCCUCUGUCGCUGAAAUUUACCAUAGACAGCAUCCUCAAGCCCAGUCCCAGCUGCAAAGAGCUUAAAAGCGACAAUGCCAAGCAGCCAGCCAUAGCCAUAUCAGAGCGUAUGGCGGAUUCAAAUCCGCGGAAUGAAUCCACAAAAAUGGACAUUAGACACGUGAAAGACUACAGAAAAAUGAGUCAAGAAUCGAUGAACACAGCUUAUCUCACAACCCCUUCACUUCAAUUCACCAUUGACGCGAAGCACACUGUAAAAAACACUGAGCCAUUUGGAUCAUUGGAUUCGCCCGAUAACAGCGACGAUACCGCAAGGGUCAAACUCAGCAAGAAAACUAAAAUACUCGCGAAAAAGAAGACGCGCACUAUAUUUUCCAAAAGCCAGAUCUUCCAGCUUGAGUCGACGUUUGACAUGAAGAGAUACCUGAGCAGCGCCGAGCGCGCCUGUCUGGCGAACUCUCUACAACUGACUGAGACCCAGGUUAAAAUUUGGUUCCAGAAUCGCAGAAAUAAACUGAAAAGGCAGCUGUCCGCCGAACUGGAGGUAACAAAUACAACUGAACCUGUGCCCAAGAUAGUGCAGAUGCCAACCAUGUACAAAGAGAGCAGCUUUCUGCGCAGAUGUUUGCUGCCCGUCUCUUUCCCUGUCCUCUACCCGGGGAACAGCACGCCUUACCUCUGCUUCCCCGACGCCAGCAAAUACCUCCACAUUCUCGAUGGAGACCUAUAAUCGCUUAGAACAGUAUAUAACUGUAUCACACAAACUUUUAGAGGUCAUUUAGUCACUGUUUAUACUGUUUAACC
Molecule: messenger RNA, 946 nt
Organism: Callorhinchus milii (elephant shark)
Lineage: Eukaryota; Metazoa; Chordata; Chondrichthyes; Chimaeriformes; Callorhinchidae
Gene: hmx4
Product: H6 family homeobox 4
Exons: 2
Coding region: 114-872 (252 amino acids)
Biological process (GO): regulation of transcription by RNA polymerase II
Cellular component (GO): nucleus
Molecular function (GO): RNA polymerase II transcription regulatory region sequence-specific DNA binding; DNA-binding transcription factor activity, RNA polymerase II-specific
Source: RefSeq, a predicted model, not a curated record